GCUGAAUGUGGAAAGCCACCGACGUACGCUCCAUGCGUUUCCUUUUACGAAUCGAACAAAGCGUUUAGACAGUGCUGCAUAGACCUUGGCAUCAGCAACUGCAAAUCCGCAUGCACCUAUGAUAUAUCAAUGCACAAGAAAGACGGCUUAUUCGGAAAUAGUACCUGCACCUAUGACAACUUGCCAAAACUGAUUUUCUGCGCCAGCAAUGGGUACGACAACAGACCAUGCUGCAAAGACCUGAAGGUGAAAUCCAGCAAGCCGAAAUGCAUCGACUUCUGUCAUUUUCGACGAAUCAAGGAGAACGGACUUACUCUGGCACACGAAGAAUGCCUCUCAGAUAUUCCGAAGAUUUUAAGGUGUCACCGCGCUGGACUUAAGAAAGACGACCUGUUUUAA
Molecule: messenger RNA, 399 nt
Organism: Soboliphyme baturini
Lineage: Eukaryota; Metazoa; Nematoda; Enoplea; Dioctophymatida; Soboliphymatidae
Source: the annotation of a GenBank genome assembly